AUGGCCUAUUGUUCUUUGUGUGUAUCAGCCAUAAUUAAUGAUGACGACACUUUAUCAACAUCACUAUCUUCUUCAUUGCAACUAACAACUUCUUUAUCUUUGUCAUCAAUAUCUUCCUCUCAUACAUCAAAAUUGUCAUCAACAUCGUCAAUGCUAUCAUCAUCUAAUAUGAAAUUUAUGACUAACCCAAAGUUUUCACUCGAGUUGACUGAUGAUCGGCUUAAAAUUUAUGGCGCAUGGAUUCUUGGAAAACUUGAUGGAAAAACAUCAGAAUUGAAUGCAACAAGUUCCAACAUGAACGGGUUGGAAUCAAUGGAUUCAAAUUAUGUUCGUUAUAUUGUUUCAUUCUUUAAAGUACAUGUGUGUGAUUAUCAUAGCCAACCAAAAGCUGUUAAAAAAGUUAACAGAGAAGAAUUUAUCACUGAAUGGGGUCCUAAUAUUUCUUUAUAUGAUUCUAUUCAUGAGGGACAACGAGCUGUUACAAAUGGGAUAGGAUUGAGCGUUGUUGACAUCAAAAAGAACACGAUGUGGUAUCAAUUACAUUGGCAAUUGGGAAGCCAAAAAAGGAUACUAUGUGGAAUUGUUAUAGAGGUACAACCUGCAAUGGCUACGGAUAUAAGUGGACAACUUGUGCUUAUGCCAAAUCAAUGCUUGAAUCUUGAGUCUUGGGUGGGGGUUAAUGAAUCAAUCCUUCCUGUUUAUGAAUCUAGUGCGAAAAAAUUGUGUAAAUUAUAUUUACCUCGCAUUUAA
Molecule: messenger RNA, 750 nt
Organism: Entrophospora candida
Lineage: Eukaryota; Fungi; Glomeromycota; Glomeromycetes; Entrophosporales; Entrophosporaceae
Source: the annotation of a GenBank genome assembly